Molecule: messenger RNA, 728 nt
Organism: Apis dorsata (giant honeybee)
Lineage: Eukaryota; Metazoa; Arthropoda; Insecta; Hymenoptera; Apidae
Gene: CCDC151
Exons: 5
Coding region: 84-728 (214 amino acids)
Biological process (GO): outer dynein arm assembly; cilium movement
Cellular component (GO): cilium
Source: RefSeq, a predicted model, not a curated record
CGCUAUGCUGUUGCCAGGACAACGCCAAGUACUAUUGAGUCGAUAAAAUAAGCAGAUUGCUUUGCAAGUUCUCGCCUGGAAUCAUGUCCGAUCCGUUAGAACCAACCAUGGACAAUAAAUUAAACGAUUUGAAUAAGAAAAUCGUGGAAAUCAAGAAAAAGAUCCAAUUAUCAGAGGGACAAAGGAAAGCGAAUUUCGAAGAAUACGAAGCUAAGAAGCAUGAAUAUGCGGAGAAAAUUACGACUCUCAAGCAAAGCAUCAAAGAACUGUACGUGGAGUACGCAAACACGCAGAACAAUGAGGGAAAAUCGGAGGCGAGAGUUCGCACGGGGAGCGAGUCUUCUGCCUAUGGGAAAAAACGCAAUUUAGAUGAGACAAUCGCCAGGGUGCAGGAGGACAAUGUACGGUUAAGAAAGAAGCACGAUCUAAUUAAGUAUCAGCGCAACAAGCGGCAACAGAAAUUGCGCUCGUUGUUGGACGAGUACAGUCGAUUGAUGAGCAAUAAGAUGCUCAAGAUGUUUAAGAAGAAGAUAGAGAAUCCGUUGAGAAACGUACAUGUGAGGAUGAUGCAAAUCAAGGCGAAUAUAACGCGUAUGAGAUAUGUAUCCAUGUGCUCCGAUUUAAAGAGAAAAUCCGUGUUCUAUGCGUCUAUUCUGAAAAAUUUGGAGGAUGAAAUAAAGGAACGGGAGAACGAGACGAAACGUCUUCAGGCAAGAAAAUUUCCUUGA